Molecule: messenger RNA, 862 nt
Organism: Mustela lutreola (European mink)
Lineage: Eukaryota; Metazoa; Chordata; Mammalia; Carnivora; Mustelidae
Gene: CFAP97D1
Product: CFAP97 domain containing 1
Exons: 7
Coding region: 48-611 (187 amino acids)
Biological process (GO): sperm axoneme assembly
Source: RefSeq, a predicted model, not a curated record
AGAGGAGCCUGGGUGCCUCAUUUCUGAAGUGAGACUAGGAAGAGAAGAUGAACAAUUCCCUGGAUUAUCUAGCCUACCCUGUAAUCGUCUCUAAUCACAGACAGAGCACAACCUUCAGGAAGAAACUGGACUUUGGCCACUAUGUAUUUCAUAAGAAUAGAAUACAAAUAGUGAAGGCGACCGUCGAUACAAAACCUCCAGUGGCGCACACACAUCACAUUUUGAAACUGAGCAAACUACAGGGUGAACAGAAGCGAAUUGACAAAAUCGAAUAUGAAAACAAACAACUGUGUCAGAAGAUUGCAAAUGCCCAUCGUGGUCCUGCCAAGGUGGAUUGCUGGAACGAGUAUUUUUCCAAGAGCUUAAACAGAGAAACAAGGAACCGGGAACUCGUGAGAAUCACCGUGGAAAACCAGGGCAUUCUGAAGAGGCUUGGUGAUCGCAAACCCCACUAUGACCGCAGAAUUCAAGGCGCUACAUCAAAAAUACAACAAGAUAUCUUCUCUCCCGAGAUGAAUAGGUUCCUCACCAUGGAAAAGAUACAAGAGAAAGCCCUAGGAUUUCUUAGCUGCUUAGAAUUUCAAGACACUCCUAAGUGGCUGAAUGCUUAAUCUUAGGAUGCUACAAUAAAGCUUGGAACAUAAAAUGAGCCUCCUUAUGAUAUUCAGAGAAGAAAAGGUUUGCUAAGCAAAUGAAGAGCCUAAGAAACCAUUUGAAACAAAUGGUACAGACAUUAGAAGCUUUUCAAUAUGCAAAUCAUCCUGUUAGCGCCUAUGACCUAUAAUGUAAGGGCCUCAAUUUGGAAACACUGGCAUUAAACGUUUAUGUACGCUCUGCAGCCCCCCCAUUCAAUAAAAUCACU